Messenger RNA from Linum trigynum, 4333 nucleotides. The record is from the annotation of a GenBank genome assembly. NCBI's taxonomy places the organism in Eukaryota, Viridiplantae, Streptophyta, Magnoliopsida, Malpighiales, Linaceae.
UGCACAAAGAAUUCUCCUUCAUGUGACUAAUCAUUACGAUGCAAGCAAUCAAGGGCAUACCCAAGACUGUUUAGGGGUAUAUCGGAAAACCCCUAAAAUUUGGAGGGGAAUUAAAGAACUUCCGAUAGUAGUUCGACUACCAAAAAAAAUGAGGAAAAAUAGAUGGUAGUCUGUGUGGUUUAAAGUUUAAACAUGUGAGACUAUAGUUAUUAGGCAAACUUGUUUUGCUUUGAAAUACAAUUCAUUUGUUGCUAUAAUUUUAACAUAAAUAUAAUUACAAGCCUCUACAAGCUACCCUUAUCCCCGAGUUUGACAAAACCUAAAAAACAAAUCCAAUUCGGCUAUGGGCUACCCCUUAACCCCGCCAUACUCUAAAGAGGUUGAUAACCUUUCUCACUAUUUUGUUCAACUGGACUUUGAGAAUUAUUAUCAUUGGGUUAAGAAUGAUGACUUAUUCCUUGGAUUAUAAGGAAUGGUGAAUUAACUCAGUUGAUGGUGGAGAGACAAAAGGUGAAUCUAUGAUAUUAUGGGUCUAUUUGCUCCUCAAAGUUUUAUUGAUUUCACUAGUUGCAACGACAAGUGUUGAAAUAACUUUUUCGGCUUUGGGUUACAUUAAGAACACGUUUCGAAAUUGCAUGGUCCAUGAAACCAUACGUUACUCGCGUUUUAACCACAAAAUAUCAGUAUUGGAGGCUAAACCGGUAGGCGGUAUUUACCGGUACUAACGAUUGAACUACGGUGAAACCACGAUUUUGCCAUAAAAUACCUAUGUCACUGACUUUUCCAGUACAAUCUUUGGUACGGUUUCAUGGAUCAUACAAUAUUUAAUAGGUGAUCGGUUCGUGAAUAAUUAUCUAUUUGAUAUAUCGAAAAACAUUCGUUAUGUAAUGUAGAUAGUGAGUUUAUAUUUUUAAAAUAAUAAUAAUAUUAUUAUUUUACUUUAAUAUUUUAAAAGGGACACAACUAUAUAAAAUACCUGGAUCCAUCACUCCAGACAAAGUAAACAUGUACAAUGAAAUAAGAUUAUGCACAUGAAUCUAAUUUUUUUUUUUGACAAGGCACAUGAAUCUAUUGAGUGUGAGGGAAUUGACAUAAUACAUGCCAUGUCAUCUACCCAUUAUUUUUUAUAUUGUAAACAAAUAAAAGCAUUCUCAUGUAAACUAAAGUGUACAUGAUUUAAUUACAUCAGAACAACAAUUAACAUACUAGUAAGUUGAUUAAUCACUCGUCUGUAUCGCUUUACUACGCUAGUGUAAUCAUGCACACUUCAGUUUGGAUCACAAUUCUCUCAUUUGUUUACAACUUAACUUAGCAAAAAUAAUGAGCAGAAGACAUGACAUGGUAUUAGUAUAUGUCUUCUGUCAAAAGUAUACAAUUAAGUGACCAUUAUGUAAAUUAACCAUGGAAUCUAAACGAAAGAUAAUAAAUAACCGACACAAAAGGAUUCCGACUCCGACUCCGACUCGGGUGGGUUUAGUGGUUGACCCACCCAUUGCCCGAGUAGAAGCCGGACGUUCUCUUCCGUCACAUAUAUAAUUGGGCACGACAACUGUGAACCGCCCCCGCCGUUUCGAACCUUUCUCCCCGCCCCCAGUUCCUGCCAAACCCACACCGCUAGGGUUCCGUCUGGUAUUCGCCGUGCCUGCAAUUACCUCAUAGCUUUUUUUUCUUCUUCUUCUUCUGGAUUUCGCGCUCGCUGGAUUUUGUUUCUGGCGCGACGCACCAAUUAGGGUUACUGACGGGCGUGUACGCGGGAUUUGAAUGGGUACGGAGAGGAAGAGGAAGGUGAGCUUGUUUGAUGUGGUGGACGAGUCGUCGGUCUCUGCUAAGCUCGCAAAGUCGGCGGCCAACGGCGGAGCAGCUCCUGGUACAGCCACCAUGUUCUCGAACGGGAUCUCCCAGAGCGGCAGCAGCUCCGUCAAUCGGUGGAAUGGAAAGCUGUAUUCGCAGAGGUAUUACGACAUACUCGAGAAGAGGAAGACUCUCCCAGUUUGGCAGCAGAAGGAGGAGUUUUUGGAUGUCUUGAAGAAGAACCAGGUUAUCAUCCUUGUUGGUGAGACUGGGAGUGGCAAAACUACCCAGAUUCCGCAAUUCGUUCUGGAAGCUGCUGAUUCAGACACUUCGGAUAAGAGGCGCAAGAUGCUGGUUGCUUGCACUCAGCCUCGUCGAGUGGCUGCAAUGUCUGUAUCACAACGUGUUGCUGAAGAGAUGGAUGUCAUCAUCGGUGAAGAAGUUGGUUAUAGCAUCCGUUUCGAAGACAAGAGCAGUCAUAAGACAGUUUUGAAGUAUUUAACCGAUGGUAUGCUCUUAAGAGAAGCCAUGACGGAUCCCCUGUUGGAAAGGUACAAAGUAAUAAUCCUUGAUGAAGCCCAUGAGAGAACUUUAGCAACAGACGUGCUCUUUGGCCUUCUCAAAGAGGUGCUGAGAAACCGUCAGGAUCUUAAGUUGGUGGUCAUGAGUGCAACUCUCGAAGCUGAAAAGUUUCAGGGUUAUUUUAGUGGGGCACCUCUAAUGAAAGUCCCUGGUAGGCUACACCCUGUGGAGAUAUUCUACACACAGGAGCCGGAAAGAGACUACCUUGAAGCAGCAAUUAGAACGGUUGUCCAGAUACACACAUGUGAAGGGCCUGGAGAUAUACUAGUGUUCUUAACAGGUGAGGAAGAGAUAGAAGAUGCUUGUCGCAAAAUUUCUAAAGAGAUUGGUAAUUUAGGAGACCAGGUGGGUCCUGUGAAAACCGUGCCUUUGUACUCAACUCUUCCUCCAGCCAUGCAGCAGAAGAUAUUCGAGCCUGCUCCACCUCCUUUAAAAGAGGACGGUCCACCCGGGAGGAAAAUCGUGGUUUCUACAAACAUUGCUGAAACUUCUCUUACUAUAGACGGGAUUGUUUAUGUGAUUGAUCCCGGUUUUGCCAAGCAAAAAGUUUACAACCCACGUGUUCGAGUUGAGUCCCUUUUGGUGUCUCCGAUUUCCAAGGCUAGUGCUCAUCAGAGAGCAGGUCGAGCUGGUAGGACGGCGCCGGGGAAAUGCUUCAGGCUUUAUACUGAGAGGAGCUUCAAUCAGGAUCUUCAGCCGCAGACUUAUCCAGAGAUAUUAAGGUCGAAUUUAGGGAAUAUUGUUCUGACAUUGAAGAAGCUGGGAAUUGAUGAUCUAGUUCAUUUUGAUUUCAUGGACCCACCUGCACCAGAGACGUUGAUGAGGGCUUUGGAGAUGUUGAACUAUUUGGGAGCGCUGGAUGAUGAGGGUAACCUGACAAAGCUUGGGGAGAUUAUGAGCGAGUUUCCGCUCGAUCCUCAGAUGGGGAAGAUGCUGGUGGUUAGUCCAGAGUUUAAUUGCUCAAAUGAGAUCCUCUCUCUUUGUGCUAUGCUGUCAGUACCCAAUUGCUUUGUCCGCCCUAGGGAGGCACAAAAGGCUGCUGAUGAAGCCAAAGCUAUGUUCGCCCACAUUGAUGGUGAUCACCUCACUCUGUUGAAUGUCUACCAUGCAUUCAAGCAAAACAAUGAGGAUCCAUCAUGGUGCUAUGAUAAUUUCAUCAAUUAUAGAGCGCUGAAAUCUGCUGACAAUGUGAGGCAGCAGCUUGUGCGGAGCAUGUCAAGGUAUAACCUCAAGAUGUGCAGCACCGAUUUCAACAGCAGGGAUUACUAUGUCAACAUAAGGAAGGCGAUACUAGCAGGGUAUUUUAUGCAGGUUGCUCAUCUGGAACGUACUGGGCACUACUUAACUGUCAAGGACAACCAAGUCGUGCACUUACAUCCAUCGAAUUGUCUGGAUCACAAGCCAGAAUGGGUGGUGUACAAUGAAUAUGUGUUGACUAGCAGGAACUUCAUUCGGACAGUGAUAGACAUUCGUGGUGAAUGGCUUGUAGACAUAGCUCCUCACUAUUAUGAUCUGGAUAACUUCCCCAAGUGCGAGGCGAAGCAGGUUCUCGAGAAGCUGUACAAGAAGAGGGAGAGGGAGAAGGAGGAGAGCAGGAACAGAAGAUAGAUAUAAGAUAAUAAUGUCUGCUUGCAACCGAUAUUUGUGCUAGUCAGAAGAAGGAAAAUCAGAGAAAUGGCGGUACGACCAAGGAAAACGCUCUUGGACCAUUUGAGUUUUGAAUCGUCGUCAUUGAUGAAUGCAAAUGAUUAUGCUACUUGUUUUUUCAUAGCUUGUUCUCAACGAAACAGUAGUACUCUUAUUUCCUUGUCAAAAAAGAAAUGACGGAUUGUUCCUCCAAAGUACAGAGUUAGUUUUUUUUUAUAAUAUAAUUAUUAUUGUGAUAUAGAUUUGUUUUAUAGUUGGGUACUAUUUAACGAAUUUGAACCUGGAAUCUUCAAAUUAAAUAUUACUGGCAACA